Molecule: messenger RNA, 3324 nt
Organism: Purpureocillium takamizusanense
Lineage: Eukaryota; Fungi; Ascomycota; Sordariomycetes; Hypocreales; Ophiocordycipitaceae
Gene: RNA14
Product: mRNA 3'-end-processing protein rna14
Exons: 4
Coding region: 200-3160 (986 amino acids)
Biological process (GO): mRNA 3'-end processing
Cellular component (GO): nucleus
Molecular function (GO): mRNA binding; protein binding
Source: RefSeq, a predicted model, not a curated record
CGCCAGAUCACCGCCGCGCCGCGCAUUCCCCUUGUUUCAAGCAAUGCUAAGUCAGUAGGCAGCCAGACGCCAUCCACGACACAUCACGCUGUCCGACUACAGUCAACGUGCUUGAGGGUGCUGCAGGGUCAGGGAGACACCCAUCUCGCAGGAAACCCACCCCAAGCCACACGAGACCUAUCAGCGAGUACUCAGCGAGAUGGCUUCUGAAGAGGUGACAUGGGGUGAGGAGGGAUAUGAUGGUGCAGGUGAUCCUCAGAUCGAGCAUAGCGAAGAACAAGUCGAAGACUCCGCGCAAGACUCCCACGUGCCAGAUGAUGCGGCCGAAGAUGGGGAAGACCAAGAGGACGACGCGGACGAUGGCGGGGACUACGAUCCAGAGUCCAUUGCAUUCGAAACGAACGCCGAACCAGACAAGGCCGCUUCUGCAACACCAUCACAACGACCGGCAGCGUCCAAACCCAAGAUGGCGGGCGGCUUUCUGGUCGAGGUCUCCGAUGAUGAUGAUGAUGACGACGACGACAAUAAUGCUCAGGAAGGCGUAUCGACCCCCGACCAUGGAGCUGCCGGGAAUAGUUCGAUCAAAAAUGGCGCAUCCCCGGCACCCGCGAGCGGCGGCCCAUCCCAUCCACCUGGCAUGGCCAGCCUUGACCCUGGCGCGCUUCUCGAAGCUCGCAUUAAAGAGGACCCGCGUGGAGACAUGGAUGCUUGGCUGAACCUCAUAGCCGAUCACAAGCGCAGAGGCCGGUUAGAUAACCUUCGAAGCACAUAUGGCAGGUUCCUGGAUGUGUUUCCCCAGGCUGCCGACAUUUGGGUGGAGUGGAUUGAGAUGGAGCUCGGCCACGACAAUUUCAUGGAAGCAGAACGGUUGUUCGGAAAGAGUCUCAUGACCGUGCUGAACGUCAAGCUGUGGACGCUGUACCUCAACUACAUUAGGCGCCGCAAUGACCUCACCAAUGAUCCCACCGGCCAGGCCCGCCGUACCGUUGCUCAGUCGUACGACUUUGUCAUUGACAACAUUGGAUGCGACCGUGACUCUGGUAACAUCUGGCAAGACUAUGUCAAUUUUGUCAAGAGCGGGCCCGGUCAGGUCGGUGGCACUGGGUGGCAGGAUCAGCAGAAGAUGGACCAACUUCGAAAGGCCUACCAGCGCGCUAUCAACGUGCCCAUGUUGACAGUCAACAACUUGUGGAAGGAGUAUGAUCAGUUUGAGAUGGGUCUUAAUAAAGUUACGGGGCGCAAGUUUAUCCAGGAACGCUCGCCAGGAUACAUGUCCGCAAAGAGCGCCAAUAUUGCCCUGGACAACAUGAUGCGCACUCUGAAGCGCACGAAUCUGCCACGACUCCCUCCAGCGCCUGGAUUCGACGGGGACGAAGACUUCAGGACCCAGGUCGAAAUGUGGAAGAAGUGGAUAGCGUGGGAGAAGGACGACCCCCUGGUCCUCAAAGAUGAUGAACCCCCGGCUUUCAGACAAAGGGUGCUCUACUGCUAUAAACAAGCUCUGAUGGCUCUCCGAUUCUGGCCUGAAAUCUGGGUUGACGCAGCCGCCUGGUGCCUGGAAAACGACGUGCGGGACAACGACGGAAAACCAGUAGGCACUGAGCUGCUGCUACAGGGCAUUGCGGCCAACCCCGAGAGCGUUCUUCUGGCGUUGAAACAUGCGGACCAUAUCGAGAAGAAUUACCCCGAGAAAGAAGGGGACCGGUCAGAGUACGCCAAGGCAGUGCGGCAGCCUUUUGACACAGUCCUCGACACGCUCUACAAGAUGGGCGACAAGGUCAAGGAGCGUGAGAAGUUUGAGGUCAGCACGCUUAAGCAGGCAGCCUUGUCGGAACCGCCGGUGCAUGAAUCUAUCGAGGAUGACGAGGAUGAUGACGAGGAGGCGAAGAAGCCCAAGUUGUCACCAACGGAGCAACGCAUUCUGGCUAUUCAAAACGCAUACGCGGCCGAGUCCCAACUGCUUUCUCGCACCAUCUCUUACGUCUGGAUCGCCAUGGCCCGUGCCAUGCGUCGCAUUCAAGGCAAAGGCAACCAGACCGAAGGCGGCCUGCGCAAGGUAUUUACUGACGCCCGGCAGAAGGGCCGUCUCACCAGUGACGUCUAUGUUGCGGUUGCCCUGCUUGAAUCUGUCGUGUACAAGGACCCUGUCGGUGCCAAGAUUUUCGAGCGUGGCUCCCGUCUUUUCCCGAAUGAUGAGAACUUCAUGAUUGAAUACAUCAAGUACCUCCACGCAAGAGACGACACAACGAAUGCGCGUGUCGUCUUUGAAACUUGCGCCAACCGUCUGGUAUCGAAACCGGAGACGCUCGCCAAGGCGAAGGCUCUGUACGCUUACUUUCACAAAUACGAGUCCCAGUACGGCGAACUCUCGCAGAUCUCCAAGCUCGAAGAGAGGAUGGCCGAACUCUUUCCUGAGGACCCCAAGCUGAGCUAUUUUACUGCCCGAUACUCGUCUGACAAGUUCGAUCCCAUUGCGGCGCCGAUCAUCAUCUCCAAGGCGGUGCAAAUGCGCCCCAAGCAGAUCGUUCCCAUCAUCGAGCGCCCGCCCUCGGUUCGCAACAGUGUCGCACCCGUUCGACAGGAACAGAGCCCUCGGCCGCAGUAUGUACGAGCGACGGCGUCGCCGAAGCGACCCUUUGGGAUUGACGAAGAAGAGCUUAACCCUCCCAAGCGGCUUGCUAGAGGCGUGUCUCCGCUCAAGGGUGCUGCAGGCAGACGCCUUGACCAGCAGCGCCGCAACCAGACGUCUGCUCUCCACCGAGACAUUACGUUCCUGCUGGGCAUCAUGCCACCAGCCCACAGCUACGAUGCGCCGCGACUAAACGCGACAGCCAUGGUGUCGCUGCUCCGCGACACGCAGCUGCCGGACUACAGCACCUGGCGGGCCAAAACCGGUGGGCAAUAUCGACCGUUGCCCCAGGGUCACGCGAGGCAGACUUCGGGAGAUUACGGCAACAGGCCUCUAAGCCCGUAUGGACGCGUCGCGUCUACCGCCGGUGGCUACCGCAACUCACCCCUUAGGACGGAGAGUGGAGGGGCGUUCGCCACAAACCCGUACGCGCCUCCUGACGGCGGAGCGCCGGCGGUGGCCUGGCCGCCGGCGGCAGGAGGCUAUGGCGCGCCCGCGGGACAAUACGGCGGUGGCUAUCGUUUUCAGUGAGUGGCAGAUGUUUCAUGGGUUGGGGAGGCUCUAGUGGCUUUUGCAUGUCAAGCAUCUCGCAAGGCGUUUGGUAGAUGAAGGGGGCCCGGAUCUAGGCUGGCUGCCACACUGUAUUUUACUUGGCCUCUGCCGAUGAAGUAGCAGCCGCAUCACUACGAACUGCG